AUGGCCUCCGUACCACCAGAACUCCUACAUCUCAUUGUCUCGCAAGCCGCCCUCUCAUAUGUGUACUAUCCCAAGAAAGGCGAGGUCAAAAAGGACCUUGGCACCCUCAGAUCCUUACGCCUUGCCAAUCGGAAGCUCUCCAAGGUGGCAUCCGAGUAUCUGUUUGAAGAGCUCACUCUCUAUUCUACGGAAGCUAGCCAUGCCAAAAUGAUGGCCGUUGCCCAUCAUCCUACCUACAGUGCUUACGUUCGAUCGAUUGGAAUUUCUCAAAAAGCCAUCUUUGGACCUUUCUUGGACAGAUACGCGUUUGGGCAAUGGUUCCAUCAAGCAAGGCCUCUAGUCAUGUGUGAUGGCUUACCCAAAGGUUACUUCUAUGUACCACAUCGCAUGGCGUACCUACCCACGAAAGAAGCCCGUGUAAUCGACUUCCAUCAUGCGGAAUACACAUCCCUCUACAAGAAGCAAGAACAACUGUUCGACAAGGCUGGAGAUCUCUUGAAGACUGCCAUCGGUUGCUUUUCACACCUAGAACUAGUGGAACCGUCUGUGCGUACACCUCGCACAACAUAUCCCGUACCCUCUACCGACGACGCCUUCAUCAGUGAUCUGUGGCAAGACAGCGCAUGCUAUUACGAAUACGAUCUCGAACAUUCAGCCAUGAUCCUGACAGCUCUAUAUCAAGGUAGAUCACUCGCUGCGACCCAGAUCAACAUCAGCGAACUAUUCUACAAGAUGGACACCAUGGUAAUGGAUCUUCCGGACCCUGUCGCUUCUGGAGAAAUUCAAAAACUCGUUGCCGAUGCGAAGAAAGUGAACCUCUCCAUCCAGACUUCUGACUAUGCCGGAUUGCAAAAACUCCUCAACACAAGCAAAUGCGAGAAGUUCCUAGGUUUGAUGAAGAACCUUGAGUCACUUGCAUGUUCGACAUACGAGCUUCAGGGUUCUCCGCUUCCAUACCCACUACUCUUUGACAUCUUUGGUCAUAAUACAUGGGAACAUCUCCAUUGCCUAGACCUCGGUCUGUUUCGCACCCCUGCCAUCAAGCUUGCCAAGCUUCUCGGCCGUCACAGUUCCACUUUGGAAAAGCUUACCUUGCAGCAUAUCCUGCUUUCUCAAGGGUCCUGGUUUGACAUUUUCAUCAACCUCCGACACGGUGCGCUACGCGUUGUUCAGCUCCACCAUCUCGGCUGCGGAAAUGAGACCGACGAAUUCUUUGACGACGUUGACGCACUUGAAUUGAGGCCGAUACCGUCCUCACACCCGCUCUUCGCCUUUUUGUUUCGAGGGGCGUCGUGGGUACCAUACAUGGAGAAGGUGCUGGAAGGGUCAGAGUUAGAUUCGGAGGGUAGUCGUCCAGAUUCGGAGGGUAGCCGUCCAGAUGCUACUGAUUGGGAGGACAUGGACUCCGAGGACGACGUAGAUUGA
Molecule: messenger RNA, 1425 nt
Organism: Letharia columbiana
Lineage: Eukaryota; Fungi; Ascomycota; Lecanoromycetes; Lecanorales; Parmeliaceae
Exons: 1
Coding region: 1-1425 (474 amino acids)
Source: RefSeq, a predicted model, not a curated record